GCAGAUCUGGCGGUUGCUGUUUUCUGUGUUAAACCGGACACAUCGAUUUUGUUUCUGUUCCUGGGGGCAGCGACGACUGGGCGUUGGCGACCAGACCGGUGCCAUGAUCCACGAACUGCUUCUGGCCCUUAGUGGAUACCCAGGCAGCAUCUUCAGCUGGAAUAAGCGCAGCGGCCUGCAGGUAUCUCAGGAUCUGCCUUUUCUUCAUCCAAGUGAGACCAGUGUCUUAAAUCGAUUGUGCAAGUUAGGCACUGACUACAUUCGCUUUACUGAGUUUGUGGAGCAGUAUACCGGACAUGUACAGCAGGAGUGCCACCCUUCCCAGCAGGGCCAGACAGGACUGCACGGGAUUUACCUUCGUGCCUUCUGUACAGGACUAGACUCGGUGCUGCAGCCCUACAGGCAGGCACUCCUUGACCUGGAGCAGGAGUUCUUGGCAGACCCGCACCUCUCUGUCUCUCACGUCAACUACUCCUUGGAUCAGUUUCAGCUGCUGUUCCCAUCUGUUAUGGUGGUGGUUGAACAAAUCAAGUCUCAAAAGAUCCAUGGUUGCCAGCUCCUGGAGACUGUCCAUAAACACAGCUGUGGAGGACUUCCACCAGUUCGCAGUGCACUGGAGAAGAUCCUGGCAGUAUGUCACGGUGUGAUGUACAAGCAGCUGUCUGCAUGGAUGCUACAUGGGCUGUUACUAGACAAGUAUGAGGAGUUCUUUAUUAAGCAAGGGCCUUCCUCUGGCAAUGUGGGCACUCAGCCUGAGGAGGAAGAAGAGGAGGAUCUGGGAAUCCGAGGCUUGACUGGGAAGCAGCUCAAGGAACUUCAGGAUCUGCGAUUAAUUGAAGAGGAGAACAUGUUGGCCAUGUCUGUGAAGCAGUUUUCAUUACGAGCUGAGAUGCUGCCCUCAUACAUUCCAGUGAGAGUGGCAGAGAAGAUCUUGUUUGUGGGUGAAUCUGUGCAGAUGUUCGAGAAUCAAAACGUGAAUCACACUCGUGCAGGGUCCAUUUUAAAGAACCAGGAAGAUGCCUUUGCUGCAGAGCUGCACAUGCUCAAACAACAGCCCCUUUUCAAUCUAGUGGAUUUUGAAAAUCUAAUUGAUAGGAUCAGAAGUACAGUGGCUGAGCAUCUAUGGAAGUUGGUGGUGGAAGAGGCAGGACUUCUGGGACAACUUAAGAUAAUCAAAGAUUUCUACCUGCUGGGUCGAGGUGAACUGUUUCAGGCUUUCAUCGACAGCGCACAGCAUUUAUUAAAGACUCCACCAACGGCAGUCACUGAGCACGAUGUCAAUGUAACGUUCCAGAAAUCAGCACACAGGGUAUUAUUGGAUGAUGACAAUCUUCUCCCACUCCUGCACCUCACUGUGGAAUAUCACGGGAAAGACCCCAAAGAUUCAACACAGAGCCGCGACGCGUCAUCUUCCCCUCGUGAAGCCCCUACUUCUGGCUGGUCUGCCCUGGGACUGUCGUAUAAAGUGCAAUGGCCUCUGCACAUCCUGUUUACCCCUGCAGUGCUGGAAAAGUAUAACAUUGUAUUCAAGUACUUGCUGAGUGUGCGGAGGGUGCAGGCAGAACUGCAACACUGCUGGGCAGUGCAAAUGCAGCGGAAGCACCUCAAGUCCAACAAGACGGAUGCAGUCAAGUGGAGACUGAGGAACCAUAUGGCUUUCCUUGUGGACAACCUACAAUACUACCUACAGGUGGAUGUCCUCGAGUCUCAGUUUUCACAACUCCUGCAGCAAAUAAAUUCUAUACGAGAUUUUGAAAGCGUCCGACUGGCUCACGAUCACUUCCUGAGUAACCUACUGGCCCAGUCGUUCAUCCUGCUCAAACCAGUGUUCCAUUGUCUGAAUGAGAUCCUGGAAUUGUGCCAUAACUUCUGCUCUCUGGUUAGUCAGAAUCCAGGACCGUUGGAUGACAGGGGUGCACCACAACUGGACCUCUUGGUAACGGGUUUCAGUCGGCAGUCAUCCCUCCUCUUCAAGAUCCUGUCAAGCGUUCGUAAUCAUCAGAUCAACUCUGACUUGGCCCAGCUACUCCUACGACUGGACUACAACAAGUACUACACACAUUCUGGAGGCACGUUAGGAAGUUUUAGCAUCUGACCUGUCUUGGGUCCACUGGUUCCUCACCUUCACCGGUCUCUGGUGUUGUUGACCCAUCUGCGGUUCAAGGUUGCAUGUGUGACCCUGCUAGCUAUAUCUGCCCCUCCUGCAUCCAUCCUUGGGAAAGCAACUGUAUGAAGCCUUCACAGAGAACUUGGGAUCGCACUGCAGUCUGGGCUUAUUUUCAGUCUACCAGGGAAGAGUUUCAUGAAUGAUUUGUUGCCCUGUCACCUGAUUCCACUCUUGUUGACACAUUAAAUUAAUUCAGUGUAGGAGUUAUGGUUCCCUGAAAUUCUACAAACUCGCUGCACAGUCUGAACACUCUCUGUUCCCUGCCCUGGCUCCUACUAUCAUCUGACCACCAAACCUCAAAGGAGGGGCACUGACUGGUGGGAUAAGAAAGGUUCAGGGUGAUUAGAACAACGAUAAAGAUCAAUUCAUACCAGAGUAAUGGACUUCUUUAAGAACUGCUAUUGGAUAGGCAGAGGUUCUAAAAAAAAAAAAAUUGCUUUUGAAAGUUCAGAUGCUUUUCCCAAAACUGGUCCAAAAGCCACAAUUAACUGGGGAUAUCCUUCCCUGCCUUAGGUCUGGGUUUAUCAAUGUCAGUACCUCGUGGUGCUUCAAGCAAAGUUGCAAGUUCAAGUUUAAUUCUCUUUCAACAAUGCACAUGUAUACAGCUAAAUGAAACGUUGAUCUUCUAGAUUCCAAUCAGUACUAAAUCCUCUGUGCCUACCAAAAGGAAGAAACUGUUUUUCAUUCUUUUACCCCUCAUCCCAAUUUUCUUAGUGGAACUCAAUAAAAUGAAACCCAUGCUGCUGUGUGAGUGUCUUUGUUAAACAGGUCAGUACACAAACAGUCUGCUUUUAUCACUGGUACAGACUAAUCCCACUUCAAUUACUGUAAGGGAGGAGAGAAAGCAGCGCGCCGCACGUGCACAGCCCUCUGGUGAAAAUGAUAUCGUAUCCGUUAAGUAGGGGCUGUGGACAAUUCUGAUUUGUUGGAGACAGCUGUGAAAGCACAGAGGAACAUGUAGAAAAAUUUCUGAAACGCUCGUUGGCUGCUGUCGUUACUGCAUGGUCGGGAAUGUUUCAGAGGGAAGGCCUCAAAAUCCCCGGCUUUGCCUGCUGUUGGCGACCGAGAUGGAGGUCGAAUCGCUCGGAUAGAGAUGGCGCUCAGUACUCGGUGUCGGAGAGCUGAUCAGAGCUCGAAGUUUUCGGAUGACUCAGAGUCAGACUGUGGUCGGGCAUGGCAGGGAGAGUUUUUCUUCCUUCUCCCGUCUGCGUGAGAUGUGGGACAUUUGAGAGACUUUGAACUUUUACUGUGCUCAUGGACUUCUUCAUCAAGUUAUGGUAUUGUUGCACUGUUGUAACUAUAUGUUAUAAUUAUGUGGCUUUGUUAGUUUUUUUCAGUCUUGGUCUGUCCUGUGUUUUGUGAUAUCACACCAGAGGAAAUAAUGUAUUAUUUCUUAAUGCAUGCAUUACUAAAUGACAAUAAAAGAGGACUGCGUGUCUUCAUA
Messenger RNA from Mobula hypostoma (lesser devil ray), 3611 nucleotides. It is a transcript of the gene tubgcp4, whose product is annotated as tubulin gamma complex component 4. Gene Ontology annotation, molecular function: gamma-tubulin binding; microtubule minus-end binding. Gene Ontology annotation, cellular component: spindle pole; equatorial microtubule organizing center; centrosome. Bases 104 to 2095 code for a protein of 663 amino acids. The record is from RefSeq and is a predicted model, not a curated record. The transcript has 18 exons. NCBI's taxonomy places the organism in Eukaryota, Metazoa, Chordata, Chondrichthyes, Myliobatiformes, Myliobatidae. Gene Ontology annotation, biological process: spindle assembly; microtubule nucleation; mitotic cell cycle.